CUCUAUGUAUAUUAAAAAUAAAUCUAAAUCAAAUCAAUGUAUUAAAAGUCAAUUAUUCUAUGGAUCAGAUGGCUGGACAGACAUUUAGGCUGUGGCAAUCCAACAUUAAACUGCCUAGUCUGCUUUCAUUACCAUAGACUGUUAAAAGUUUUAAAGCUAAUUCCUUACAAUUAUACUCAUUUAGCCUUGGUGUAGAGGAACAUGUUUUAUAUUUCAUCCUAUGUUACUCAAAUUUUCCCUUAAGAAAGAGACAAUUUUGCUGUUUUAAAACACAUUUCCUGAUAUUCUACACAUUUUGCCAUUGAUUAUGACAUAUUCAUAUGGGGCCUCUGACCUCCAUGAGCCAGUGUGCUAAUCAAUUUAAGAACUCGCAUGUUCACUAAUAUGGUCCCUCUUUGGACAUCUCCUUGGCAACCAUAUCAUUUUAUCUAUUCAUUUAUUCUUUUGAGGGAGUGAGGAGUAUGAAUAGAAUUGCCCCCCUAGUAUUUCAGGUGGUCCUGAUGGCUUAGAAUACUAAUGGAUAGUUGUACCUGCUAACAACCAAGCCAGGAAUGCCUUAUCAUAUAAUGAUCCACUAUGCAUGAGUCAUUGUAUGGUUAAAAUACUGUGUUUUAUAAUUAUUGUAUUUGUUAACGUUGGUUAUUCUUAAUCUUCAAUUUCCGUGAUGGUAAAUUAAAGUGCAUGUUUCUGUGAGACGGUAAAGGUGAUUCUUGGCAGAAUUGUAAAUUGCACUAGUCUACACCAUCCUAUAUAAUGCAAUGCCAAAUGGCUGAAUGGUGGCGAUAUACAGAAACAAGUGAUAAGCUGGGACAUUUUCAAAAGCUCACAUCUCUCCAUCCAUAACAUUCGGUACGUAUGUCCUCCUCCACACAAGGAACCAAUUUGCCUCUUGGACCUUUAAAAAUAGAUUUUAUGAUAUUUACAAUAUUCUUGAAAAUACCUAAAUGCCUACUCUCUGAGAAUAAUAACUGAUCUUAACGUUGCUUGGCAUGGACAAGGUUUUAACAACGCCACAUUUUUCAGGUUACAACAUCAACAAACCUGGCGACUAUUGACCAAUUAAUUUUCAUCUGGUUGGGAUAUAACAUGUAAAAUAACACAAAAAUAUUUUGGUGAACAAGUUCACAACAAUGAUAACACCAUGUGUGCAUGCAUGUUCAGAUUGACCUCACAUUGCACUGUAAAGGCAUGUUUACAUCAUUGUACACCAAAAUAUACAAUUUUAAAGAGUGGGCACAUGGAUCCUACAUGCAAAGAUUUAUGGAGCGGACCGACUGUUGGGUAGAUUAAUUUUUUUUAAUAAACAAUUAUAUUAUAAUUUUAUUGUUUUGCUUUCUAAUGUAGCAUAUUAGAUGUCUUGGUCUGUGAUCAAAUCUAGAAGUUAAGUAUUCAAAUUAUUAUAAUUUUUUUAUACUGUGUAUUUAGAUUUUUGUAAUUUAGUUAAUGUUAUUAUCCAGAGUGACUUACAGUUAAUGCUUUCAUCUUGAAAUAGGCUAGAUGGCACAACUACUGCACACAACUCAAUAAUAGUAAAUAGACCUUACACAACCAAGUAUCUAUCAGUAAAGUCCGUGCUAGAAUGAAGAAAUAAACAUCGCAGAAAGAUCACUUGACAGACAGCAAUGGGAGCGUUGGAGUUAUUUUAUAAAUUGUAUUCUUUAAAAAAAAUAAGGUUUCAAAUAAGAAGUUGAAUCAUGAAAAUCUCUCAAAAAACAUAGAUUUUUGGUCUAAGAGGAUUUGUUUCUAUAAAUACUCAAAAACAUUUGGUAGACCAGUAAAAUAAAAUUCUAAAUAAACUCAAAUUGAAAUCUAUACUUUGGGUUAUUUACUAUUCUACAUACAGGUAGUCCAAUUGAAGUGUUUGAGUUGGUAUUCAAAAAUCCCUGACUAUAACCUUUUUAACAUUAUUGUACUAAGUUAAACCGAACUGUGCUGACUUGGAUAUUGUCUUUUCACAUGGCCUGCAUCCACCCAUUGCUUAUUUUCUUUCAUGUGUUAAAAUGAUCGCAGGAGUGACUAAGUCAACAAUCCCAGCAACACCAUGAGCCUGGAUGAGGAUGCUCGGUGGCUGGAGUGGGUCACCAAGCAGUUCGAGAGCAUCGCUGGAGAUGACAAAGAGAUUAACCUGGAUGAGUUCAAAACUGCUCUCAAGGUCAAGGAGUCUUUCUUUGCGGAGCGUUUUUUUGCACUGUUUGACUCUGACGGGAGCAGAACCAUCAGUCUGGACGAGCUGCUGAAGGCUCUGGACUUGCUCAUCCAUGGCAACGAGACGGACAAGCUCCGAUUCCUCUUCCAAGUCUAUGAUGUUGAUGGCAGUGGCUCCAUUGAUCCAGAUGAGCUACGCACGGUGCUGAAGUCGUGCCUGAGCGAGAGCGCCAUUUCCCUGCCAGAAGAGAAGCUGGACGACCUGACCCUGGCCCUGUUCGAGUCGGCAGACAAGGACAACAGCGGCUCCAUCACCUUCGAGGAGCUCAAGGCAGAGCUGGAGAGCUUCCCCGAGGUCAUGGAGAACCUCACCAUCAGUGCUGCCAACUGGCUAAAGCCUCCCGGCCUGGAGGAGAAGAAAAGUCGGCAGACGCCACGCUACCUGACGCGGGCCUACUGGCACAACAACAGCCGGAAGCUCCUCUUCCUUUGUGCUUACGCCCUCCUCAACCUGCUGCUGUUCACCGUGGCCAUGCUGCGGAACGCGGAGGGGGGGUUCUGCUUCAUGGUGGCCAAGGGCUGUGGCCAAUGCCUCAACUUCAACUGCACCUUUGUUAUGGUGCUGAUGCUGCGGCGCUGUCUGACCUGGCUGCGGGCCACCUGGGUGGUGAAGGUACUGCCUCUGGACCAGAACAUCCUGCUGCAUCAGCUGGUGGGCUACGCCAUCGUUGUCUUCACCAUUAUACACACCACCGCCCACUUCAUGAACUUUGUCCAGAUGUCUCAGAGCGGCAGCUAUACCGUGUGGGAGUACCUGUUCACUACUCGCCCUGGGAUUGGCUGGGUGUGGGGCUCCGCCUCAGUCACUGGUGUGGUCCUGCAGCUGAUGAUCUGCCUCAUGGUGGUAGGCUCCAGCACAUUUGUCCGUCGGAGCGGUCAUUUUGAGGUGUUCUACUGGUCGCACCUGUCUUAUGUGUGGGUGUUGGCUCUGCUGGUGGUGCAUUGUGCCAACUUCUGGAAGUGGUUUGUGGUGCCCGGCGUUGUGUUCCUGCUGGAGAAACUAGUGGGCGUCGCCGUGGCUCACAUGGGAGGCCUCUACAUCGUGGAGGUCAACCUGCUGCCAUCUAAGGUGACCCAUCUGGUGAUCAAGCGGCCCCCGUUUUUCCACUUCAAACCAGGGGAUUAUGUCUACAUCAACAUUCCAAACAUUGCUAAAUAUGAGUGGCAUCCAUUCACCAUCAGCAGUGCUCCAGAGCAGCCCGAUACUCUGUGGUUGCACAUCCGCUCCAUGGGCCAGUGGACCAACCGUCUGUAUGAAUACUUCAGGCAGGCUGACAGUCAGGUUGUCAGUACCAAAAGACUGAGUGCCAGCCUGAGAGACAGACGCCAUCAGAGGAGUGCUCAGGUUUUCUGUCUUCUCUCUCGCCCACCGCUUUACCUUUCCUGUCAGCAAUACAAUACAGUCCUAUUUAACAAUAGGAUGCUGGGAUGUGGGAGUGGGCUAAAUGGUUGGAUCUUCUCACAGGAGGAGCUAUUUAAGUGUGUCAGCUGCAAUGGGGCAGUGGCCUCCAAUGAGGACGAAGCCGUCCAGCUGACUCUGUAUCAACAAAAAGGGCAUAGAGCAGGAUCUGUGCCAUGUACUGGAUCAGAGGGGCACAACCCAGACCAGCAGAACCAAGCCGAUAGAGAAGUCCCACCGCUCAGCGAGAUCUCAGCUAAGCUAAAUGAAAACCACCGGUUCUGCAAUGUUAAAUGCUUUGUAGACGGGCCGUAUGGGACUCCAACCAGGCAGAUCUUUGCCUCUGAACACGCUGUAUUAAUUGGUGCUGGCAUUGGCAUCACACCUUUUGCAUCUAUUCUGCAGAGCAUCAUGUAUCACUAUCGCAUGAGGAAACAGAACUGCCCCAAUUGUGACUACUCAUGGUGUGAGAACAUCAAAGACAGUCAGAUGAAGCUGAGGAAGGUGGACUUCAUCUGGAUCAACAGAGACCAGAAGUCUUUUGAGUGGUUUGUGAGCCUCCUGACUAAACUGGAGAUGGACCAGGCUGAUGAAGAGCCAGAGGGCCGAUUCUUGGAGAUGCACAUGUACAUGACCUCUGCCCUCAGCAAGAACGACAUGAAGGCCAUCGGCCUUCAGAUGGCACUAGACCUGCUGGCCAAAAAGGAGAAGAGAGAUUCCAUCACUGGCCUUCGCACUCGCACACAGCCAGGGAGACCAGAUUGGGGAAAGGUUUUCCAGAAAGUGGCAGAGGAGAAGAAAGGGAAGGUUCAUGUGUUUUACUGCGGCUCCCCUGCCCUAGCUAAACUCAUCAAGGCCCAAUGCGAGCACUUUGGCUUCCACUUCUACAAGGAGAACUUCUGAGACGGCUGUCAAACAUUUCACCUGCCUGACAACUGCACCGUCAACUAAAUCCACUCAAUUAUAUGUUCAUCUAAGUAAUACGUUUUCUAUCCCAUACAUGCUAGUUGUCCACAAGCACUGUUAUUUCUAAAUCUGCAUUAUACCUUCACCUCCAACAGUGUGUGAGAAACUGGCAUCAGUUUGCUGCUAAAAACUUCACUUUGCUUACUAUCCCUGUAAACAUACUAGGCUCAAACCUGAUAUAUUCUGACAGCAAACAAACAUGACCAUCCUUCAAAAUGUACCAACUAGUUGUGCUAUAGAAAAUAUUAAGAUUCAAUUUUACCGUUGGCAACUCUUCAGCAUAGCUCUGGAGUGACCAGACAGGAUAUUCUUGCUUUUGUUAUAGCAUGUUCUUAUUGUGUGUGUGUGUGUCUGUCUUUGUGUGUUUACAUGUCAUUCACUCCCACCUUGGACGAGAAGUUACAUUUUGCUAUAUACCUAUUGUAUCACAUUUAGAAAAUCAACAUUCAAUUGUAUAUAAUUCUGAGAUUUAUAAUGCAGCAUCAGUAUUUCACAUAUUUUAGAUGUCCAUCCUGUUUGUUAUACACUACACUACCUACUGGUAGCUAAAUUAUAUAAUUAAGAGUUCUGAACUAUGUUCUAUGAUCUAAUUGUUGAUUGUAAUAAUGUGUUUGUUCAUUUAGGUCAUAUGUGCAUUGCAAAUUGGCUUUUAACUGACACUGUUGUGCAGCAUAAAUAAACAGAUUCUCAACAGAUUUUAAGAAACAUUUUACAUACAGUUUGAGAAAGAUUUACUGUAUAUAAAUAUGGAUCUGUAGUACACAGUUGUUUGCAAUACAACCAGUGUUUUCAAGUUGUAAUGAGUUAUCGGUUGUACCGAAAGCCAAUUAACAAUAUGUUUGUGUAUAAAGCACCUUUUUGGCAUUAA
Esox lucius (northern pike) is the source of this 5438-nucleotide messenger RNA. It is a transcript of the gene nox5, whose product is annotated as NADPH oxidase, EF-hand calcium binding domain 5. Bases 2042 to 4507 code for a protein of 821 amino acids. The transcript is spliced from 15 exons. Gene Ontology annotation, molecular function: superoxide-generating NAD(P)H oxidase activity; calcium ion binding. NCBI's taxonomy places the organism in Eukaryota, Metazoa, Chordata, Actinopteri, Esociformes, Esocidae. Gene Ontology annotation, biological process: superoxide anion generation; defense response. The record is from RefSeq and is a predicted model, not a curated record. Gene Ontology annotation, cellular component: NADPH oxidase complex; plasma membrane.